GGUGGGCGUAGCGGCUUGUGGUCCCUGCACGGCUUCUUAGUGUUUCUUUGAUAUAGAGGUUUUAUUAAAAAUAUAUAUAGAUAUUUAUAAAUAAAUAAAACGGGGUUGUUCGUGGAGCAACUCUGCAAACCCUGUCGCCUGUGUGUUGAGAGGCUGCUAUAUAGAGUUUAGCGCGGCUCAGGUGUGUGAGCCUGGAGCACUUGAACGAUGUAUGAAGAAGAGGAGUCUGCUGAUACCUUGCUGCUCAAUCCCAGCCCUGAAAAGGAUGUAGAGUACCUGUUCCCUGGGGAGGGGAUGCUGUGGAGCGGCUCCUCCCUGGCGGAGGCUCUGCUGCCACUGGUUGAGACCCCAGCUUCACCUCGCUCUCCGUGGCUGUGCUCCACUCGCUACAAGACAGAGCUGUGCACUCGCUAUGCGGAGACGAGCUCGUGCAAGUAUGCUGAGCGGUGCCAGUUUGCCCACGGUCUGCAUGAAUUGCGCAUGCCCUCCCGCCACCCGAAGUACAAGACGGAGCUGUGUCGUACCUACCAUGCAGCCGGCUACUGUGUGUAUGGGGCACGCUGCCUCUUCGUGCACGGCCCUGAGGAGCAGCGACAGGCCUUGCCACGGCGCAAAAACAUCCCGUGUCGCACCUUCUGUUCCUAUGGCAUGUGUCCUUUUGGUUCCCGCUGUAACUUCUUGCAUGUGAAAGGUGAUGCAGAUUCCAGCCAGAUCAAGGAAGGGAGUGAUGCCUGCUCUUGGGCCAAGGAGUGGAAGCCGCGUGGUGCACUGUGCCGCACUUUCAGCUCUUUUGGGUUCUGCCUGUACGGCACCCGCUGUCGUUUCCAGCAUAGCCUACCCAGCUCCUCCGGGAGCCAGGAUCACAGCCUAGGCAUUUUGUGUGCUCCCCAGUGGCCUGAGGCUGGGAGAGCCUUGUCCCUAGCCUCCAAUACAUUGUCAUCCACCUCUUCCUCUCCUCCUGUGUUCUCUGAGGACUCCUCUCCUGUGACCCCACCAGCGCUGUCUUCAGGUCCCUUUGCACACAGUGUCUUUAGUUUCUCUGACCAGCACCUGAAUGACCUACUGCUGCCUCUGGCCUGGAGACUGCAGCAGCUGGACAAAAAGCAGGCCAAUGCUACCAGCUCCUCACAUGGGGAGGAAAAGCCCUUACUAUCUGACUGUUAACGCAGAGUUGUUCAGAGGGAGAGGGACUCUUUGUUGGUUCAAAUAAGGAUAUUGAACAGGAUAGUAAUACCCUCUUCCAGUGUUUAGUGCCUUGGUCUGUACCGAUUCAUCUCCAGAUGUUGACCAGCUGUACUUUUCCUUGCAUCCUACAGUGACUUUUUUGUAUAUAGAACUUAAGUGUUUUAUCUUAACUAAUUUUUUACAUGAUGUACUAUUCAUGAGCCUCUAAUGUGUUUUUAUUUGCUGAUACUUGUACCACCUGGGAUAAUAAACCACUU
This is a messenger RNA of Scleropages formosus (Asian bonytongue), 1442 nucleotides long. It is a transcript of the gene cth1, whose product is annotated as cysteine three histidine 1. Gene Ontology annotation, molecular function: metal ion binding; mRNA binding. The transcript is spliced from 2 exons. The record is from RefSeq and is a predicted model, not a curated record. Lineage: Eukaryota; Metazoa; Chordata; Actinopteri; Osteoglossiformes; Osteoglossidae. Bases 208 to 1164 code for a protein of 318 amino acids.